AAUGCAGUCGUCCUAUGUUUUUGAUUGUCUUAUUAAAAAGUAAUUUUUAUUAGCGUAACUAACAUUACAAAAUUAAUUUUUUUAUGUACUUUAUAUUAGUGGUCAAUUAUUCUGAACAUUGAAAUUCAAUUAGCUAAGUCAGACAUUUUUCCACACAUGAACAAUACUGAAGUAUAUAUUUUAAGAUUAUUAACAGUGACUGAUAAGCACACCUUCACCUUAUGGAGGUUAAAAUUCUUGUAACAGUAUAAAUACACAAAAUAAAUAUAUGCAUUUGCGCUGUUAUGACUAGAAAUUGUGGUAUAUUUGCAUUCCAGUUGUCAAUCCCUGGCUAUUACUACUUUAUUCAGUUUGGUCACUUUUAAGUUACAAGGAUUUUGCUGUAUGUACAUCCAUCUUUCAACUUCUUAUCGUGUUCGGGGGGCUGUGAUGGACUGACAUCCUGCCUUGGGCGUUCCUUGCUUUGUGCCCUGUGCUUCCUGCGAUAGACUUUGGUUUCACGGUGACCCUGCACUGGAUAAACAGUUAAGGAUGUAUGAAAUUGUGGAUAUUUAAAUAUUUAGUAACACUUUACUGACGGGGCACAAAUGCGUAGUAAUAACUCAGUAACUAUUGAAGUGCAAAUCAUGAAGAAAUGCAAUUGCUAUUUAAGGUAAACGAUGUUUGUAAAUUAGGAUUUUAUCUUGUUCAUUUGACUUCCUCUGCUGGCCCCUGGAGGAUGGGCUCCCCAUUUGAGUUUGAUUCCUCCCAAGGUUUCUUCCUUCUACGGAGUUUUCCCUUGCCCCUGUCACUGCUGGCUUGCUCACUGAGGACUUUGGGUAGGGAUAAUGUAAAGCGCUUGUGAAAGUGCGCUAUACUGUACAAACAAAACUGAAUUGAAAUAAUGAUGAACAAACAUGAGAUCAGUAUUUCACUUAUGUAAUUCAUUACUUAUUCCUUCAGUAAGUCCUUCAGUGGUUCAAAAAGGAUUGCAGAAUUAACAGAUAUAGUUACAAACAUAGUAACUGUUGAUAAAACAUGCAUCAUGAUUCAUUAAUGAUGAGUUAACAUGAGUAUAGUAUGUAACUAAGACUUAGUUCCACUGCCUCCAGUCCAAACAGCAGAUUAUGAUAAAGGUAACCUUAGGGUGGGGCUGAGUCUGCUCUGCUUUUAAUUCACACACUUAUUUAGUAGUUUAGCAUUUUAAAGGGACUUGUCUAGAACAGUAUGAAGGAAAUGGAUGAUGGAGAUGUGGUCAGACUCAGUUUACCAUGCGUGUGAUUCUGUCUUUCCAUGUUCCAACAACUGCACGGCUUGAAUGGAAUGAAGAAAUGCAGCUGGAGAACCCUUAUGAGUCUCCGGAUUCCAUGUCACCUGGAACCUACGCUGCCAUGCAUAGCCCUGUGAACUGGUCACAUGGUUCCAAGAGGACUACUGGGAAAGAAUCUUUAUACAGAAAACUAUCACUUGUUUUCUUCUCUUUGUGGACCAUCUCCCUGAUUGCAUGCAUCAUUGGACUAAUUCUUCUUUCUCAACAGAAAAGUGAAAAUGAGGUGAAACUGGGAAUGAACACCAAGGUAAUAUCUGACCUACAGGGGGAGCUACGUGACAUGGAAGAUUUUUGCUCCUCUUUGCUAAUGUGUGCUGCCAAUGUAACCCGCCAUGCAAAUAAGAUGUCAGAAAUAUCAAUGAGGACAGGCAUCAUCAUGAAACCAGUGUGGAGCUGGAUUCGCCAAGCAGCAGUUGAUGUGAAUCUCGAUCCCAGUACAGCUCAUCCUAAACUCAUCAUCUCUGGGGACCGGAAAUCAGUGAGACUUGGGGAGAAUCGACAGGCAUUUCCUGAGAACCCAAAGAGGUUUGAUUUUGUCGUCAGUGUCCUUGGAAAGGAGGGCUUCUCUUCCGGCAGGCAUUACUGGGAGGUUGAAGUGAAACACAAGAUAGACUGGACUCUAGGCGUGGUGAAGGGGACAGUCUCAAGAAAGGGGUCUCUAUUAUUUCGACCUGACACUGGAUUCUGGACCAUAAUUCUGAAAGAUGGGAUGUACAAGGCUAACAGUGAGUCCCCUGUCCUUCUUUCCUUGAGGGAGAGGCCCCAGAAGGUGGGGGUGUAUGUGGAUUAUGGGAUGGGGCAGGUCUCCUUUUACAGUGUGGACAGCAGGACUCAUAUCUACUCCUUCUCUGGAUGUAAUUUCACCGAAGAGCUACAUCCUUUCCUGCGACCGGGCCUGAAUGAUGACGGCAAAAACACAUCGCCACUGAUCAUCACUCCCAUCAAUGUUCACCAAAAAUAAGUCACUUACGUGCACUUUAGAUUUUAAUCACACAGAAACGUAUAUUUCGAGGUGAGGAGACUUCGACAUUUUAGAAAAAGAAGCAGAAGGUUGUAUCUGAGUUUUUGAAAAGCAAACAGACACAUGGAUAUGACUUGUGUACAUGAUCCUCUGUUGUUCAGGUGCUUUCUGUGCCCAUGGUCAGCCUCUCCUCUCUGUGAUAUAUUUUGAUAUGUAUUGAUAUAUUUUGCAACAUAUUUUGAUUGCUGUUAAUUUGCUUUUUCAUGAAUUACCUUUCUAAGGGAAGAAACACCUUAUGAUUCAGGCUGUGAUCAGAAGGAGCUUGAGAAAGUGAUUUACAAUUUUUUUUUCUUGUUCUUUUUUGAUUUUUUAUGUAUAUACUUUAUAUAAAGUGAGGUGACUUUAGAUCAGUGUGAUAUGUCCUUAUUGUCUUGACUACAAAAGCAGUCCUCUGAAAAGCAUAAUUUUGAAAUAGCUACAUUAUGCCAAAAAUACAGGCAGACAAAUGCUAAUUUCAUCAGCAGUGGUUCUGAAGACCUAAAAUUCUUAAAAACACUUAGAUAAGUAUGGUCCAUAAGGUGACCAGGUCCUACUCGUGAAGGAGGACUGUAGUAAUGGAUGGAGAAAAUGGCAGAUUUUUCAUCCUCUUUGCAUAUUGUCCAAUAAUGAGUUAUUCUUUCAAGCAAAAACACAGUAUUACAAUUCAAAACGAAAAAAUAAAAAAGUGGGGCGGCAUGGUGGUGCAGUGGUUAGCACUGUCGCCUCACACCUCUGGGACCCAGGUUCGAGUCUCUGCCUGGGUCACAUGUGUGUGGAGUCUGCAUGUUCUCCCCAUGUCGUCGUGGAGUUUCCUCCGGGUACUCCAGUUUCUCCCCACAGUUCAAAAACAUGCUGAGGCUAAUUGGAGUUGCUAAAUUGCCCGUAGGUGUGCAUGUGUGAGUGAAUGGUGUGUGAGUGUGCCCUGCAAUGGGCUGGCCCCCCAUCCUGGGUUGUUCCCUGCCUCAUGCCCAUUGCUUCCGGGAUAGGCUCCGGACCCCCCACGACCCAGUAGGAUAAGCGGUUUGGAAAAUGGAUGGAUGGAUGAAAAUAAAAAAAGUCAAUUACCUAUGAGGAUGAAAUUCUUCCCACUGUCUCCAGUGUCAGAUUGACCACAUGUCAGGGUUGUAUGGAAGUAAAUUAAUGACAAAAGUAGUUGAUGAAAAAAACAUGUUGAAUUACACUUAUCAAAUAAAAAAGCAUUGCAUUAUUGAUGCUUUGAAUUUUUGGGGACUGUAAUUUAAUAUGUGUAUACAUUUAAACAUUGAACAUUUCAACUGAAAACAUUUCAAUUGUAAUUUCAUUGCUUAAAUAUUCAGUACAAAAAUAUUCGGCUUCCAAAAUUCAGUUCCAAAACACGUAUUUUAAAGUGCCGAUAGAGUUCGUCUAAUUGCUGUCCAAAAUGGAGCAAGCGGGAAAUACAAGUACUGACUUGGCAGCAGAUUUUCGUUGAUUGUGUUAUUUAUGUUUCUUGUCGUUUACUAGUCAAUCCGAUAACUUAUUGCGCCCCCAAGUAAUAGGUUUUUAUGUAAGUAAUUCGCUAGCUGCAUUAAUUAUCACCAAACUUAUCUUGCUAACGUAAGAUGCCUGUGGGCACCUACAAGGUGCUAGCUUGCAAGCUGGCCAGCUAGGUAGUUGGGAUGGGAUAGUACUCGACUUGGAGACUGACAGGUCCGCGAUGACACCAGAAGGGACCUUAAUAGCACUUUUUGAAAGUAUGAUAUGCCUAAUUAAGGAAAAGACGGUGAAGAUGAAACGGCAUCUGACUGGGCUGGAUGACACUGCCUGUGUCAUCUUCCAUGUAUGACCCGCUGCCUUAAUUCUGGUUGCCUGGCAAUUGGAGGUAGUGUCGGCACCGGCUUGUCAUCUUCCCCCUGCUCCCCGGUUGUGUCUCAAAUUUUAUGAUUUGGACAGUAUGACUCGGCACUUAGCCAUCUCUCCAGUUUGACUCUCCCUGCCGCCCCCUGGAGGUUGGGCUCCCCCUUCGAGUCUGGUCCUUCCCAAGGUUUCUUCCUUCUAGGGAGUUUUUCCUUGCCACUGUCGCCUAUGGCUUACUCACUGGGGGCUUUGGGUGGGGAUGCUGUAAAGCGCUUUGAGACGAUGUAAUGUUGUGAUAAUGUGCUAUAUACAAAAAUAAAUUUGUUGGUUUGUACUUGGA
This is a messenger RNA of Brienomyrus brachyistius, 4464 nucleotides long. RefSeq names its product pyrin-like. The coding region runs from base 1251 to 2270 and encodes 339 amino acids. The transcript has 8 exons. Lineage: Eukaryota; Metazoa; Chordata; Actinopteri; Osteoglossiformes; Mormyridae. The record is from RefSeq and is a predicted model, not a curated record. Gene Ontology annotation, molecular function: protein binding.